Molecule: messenger RNA, 4386 nt
Organism: Pezoporus occidentalis (night parrot)
Lineage: Eukaryota; Metazoa; Chordata; Aves; Psittaciformes; Psittacidae
Product: KIAA1328 ortholog
Exons: 11
Coding region: 1-1728 (575 amino acids)
Source: RefSeq, a predicted model, not a curated record
AUGCUCCGCUACACCGGCACGGGCAGCCAAUGGGGGGGUGACGGGGGGCACUCUGGGAGUGGCGGUUGUUUCAAGAUGGCGGAGGCGGGCGGUGGGCUCGGCGGUGCUGUUUACUGGAGUCAGGGCAUUUCUGAUGGAAAACAGCCAAUGGUGUCUGUUUCAGGAGCGGCUACGGAAGGAAAUUUAAGAACAAGGUGUUUGCCAAAAAAUCAGAAAAGUGAAACUGAACUAAAGGUGCCUGCAGCUCCUGCUUCCAUUCCCAUGGAUCCUGUUAGAAGCACAGGAGAUCUGACAGGGCAGCAGGUCACUAAUGAAGGAGGAAUGAAGAGUGCUUCUUUAAAGGAUUUGUGUCCUGAGGACAAGAGGCGCAUUGCGAACUUAAUUAGAGAACUUGCCAGGGUAAGUGAAGAAAAGGAGGUGACAGAAGAACGGCUGAAAGCUGAACAGGAGUCAUUCGAGAAGAAGAUCAGACAGCUAGAGGAACAGAAUGAACUUAUCAUCAAGGAAAGGGAAGCUCUGCAGCAGCAGUACAGAGAAUGCCAGGAACUUCUGAGCCUUUAUCAGAAGUACCUAGCUGAGCAGCAGGAAAAACUAUCCCUCUCCCUUUCUGAACUCAGUGCUGCCAAGGAAAAGGAGCAGAAGGCAUCCAGUAAGAAGAGCUUAUGCCAGCAACCGUCUUUGGAGCUGGAUGGUUCCUACUUGGGUAUUGGGGGAUCUCAAACAUUGCAUAAGAACAGUAAAGCAUCAAAGGCUGGAAGCCCAGCCCGUGUUGCAUUGCCUCAGCCUUGCAGAAAUAAUUAUGAUUAUGGGGCUGAAAUUCACUACAACCAUCAGGAAUCUCUGAAGGAAUAUCCAGUAGAAAAUGGCUUUCACAGGAAGUGGAACAACAUGAUUUCCCCAGCCAAACAGAGGAGCCCUCGCCAUGUAAAACCACCUCAGGAGAUUGACCAGAAAGCAAAUGAAUUUCACAGCAUGUGCCCUCUACAAGUCUGUCAUGGUUGUGCCUGCAAGCAAGGAGGAUGCUCAGGGAGCAUGCAGGAGAGCCACCAGGUCAGCCAGGUACUUAGAAAACACUCUGCACCAGUUCAGAAAACCUGUGAUGAUUCUAGGCUCUCUCAGGUUUCUGGGCUGAAUGACAGUGUGAACUCUAGGAAAAAAGAAACAGAGAAUGCUAAAAGGUUAUAUGAAGAAAGAAGGCAGAAGCUGCUUCUGCAGAAAAUGGAGCUGGAAAUUGAAAAGGAACGAGUCCAACGUUUACUGGCUGAGCAAGAAGCAAAACUGCUCCUGAAACAACAGCGGCCACACCAAUCCUGUAUGGAUUAUAACAGGUUUAGAGGCCACAUGCCUAUUUCAGAAGAUGUGCCCAUUGAUGAAGCACUGGGAGAACUUGCUGUGAUGAUGAACAGCAAGAGCAUGGGGCUAAGUGUGCCAGUGUCGAAACGUGAAGAUUACUUUCCAAGGACACCUCCAGUGAACAAAGCCUCCAGAACACCAGGAAGUGGUGGGAGUAGUUUGGGGAAGAAAAUGAUUGGGUUUGGUGCAAACAUGCAAGAUGAGAGAACCCUUCUUGUGCAAACCAAGAGGGAAGGCACCAAGUCAAGGAAAGGGACAACUUCAGGACCUAGGAAGGAUGCAGCUACAUCUCCCAUACUGAUAGGCAGCAGCACAUCCCCAAUCCAGCAUGACAUUUCACAGACUAGAUUCAACUCAUGUUUGUGCCAGCUUUAACUAGCACGAACCCUGGCACCCGGCAGUAGCAGCAAUGGAAAGCCUGCCAGGGAGAAGGUGUUGGAAAGCGACAGAAGCUCCCUGCCAGCACAAGGCAUCAGGGUGCUUGCGUAGCUUCUGGGGAGGGCUGGCUGGAUAAGCAGGCAUGGCAGGUAGAAGAUGCGAUGGCUUGAUAGCCUGUCUUGGCAGUGCUUGACUGGAGGCUUCAGUGUGUUACAGCUACCUCAUGCUUGAGGAAGAAUCACUGCAGUCCUGCUUUAUUCUCUGUCAUGGAAUGAAUCAUGUCUGGGACAAGAAAUAUGUGUCCCUAGAAGGUAAAAAGGUGUGUGCUUCGAGAGCCUUAGUGCUAGACCUGUAGAAGGACCAGACUUGCAGAAUGAGUGUGCACAAGGUAGUUUCAGUGAUAUCUCUGAAAGAAAAAUAGCAUUUCUUUAUCUGGCAUCCUUAGUUGGGCUAAUAGUGGACUUGUUUGCCCAUCGUGCUUCUACAUAUAACAGAGUAGGUAUGUUAUGCUGAGUGAUAGGAAAUACGACACUGCUUUUCAUAAUAAAGCCAAGCAUUGCAUGUUUGAUUAUCCAGUGUUCUUAAGCCAAUGUCUACACCUGCAUGAGCCCCUUGAAAAUAUGUUCACAGCAGGUCUGGAAAGCAUUUCCACUCAUGUACUUAUUUAUCCAGACCAGAGCCCAUAUACUGGGGAUAAAAAAACUCCCACAGGCAAGGUUGGGGUUGUGCAAAUCUGGAAGAAUAAGUUUGUUCCUAAAAGCGUAAUUCCUCUUGACUAUUUAAACAUUACCUUUUUGUUGAUUUGGGAUGUCUUUGUCAUAACUGUUGUUUGCCUAGAAGGAAGACUCGUUUUGGCUGUGAGUUGGAAAGGAGCUGGAAAGUAGGGGGUAGUGGCAUUUGUAUGGUUUCAUUUAGUAAUGAAGUAGUUUUUACAUAAACUAGAUCUUACCUUGGGUAUAAUCAGGUACUGAUUUCAGCUAAACAAGUGUUGUGCUGCAAAACAGAAAUGAGACUGCUCUAAAUCAAAGUAUUAAGCUAUUUUUUUUUUCUACAAAAAUGUUAUAAAUUGUGCCUUGUGAAAGACCAUUUAAUUUGAUUACAGCUCUGGUGCAAUUGUCAGGCUCUCCCCACGCAGAAACAGUUGUAGUGUUGAGUUUGGCACAAUAAGUCCUAUAACACUGCAGAUAAUCAAGCACUUAAAAAGAUACCAGCAAAGGUUGUUCUGCUCACCAUGGAAACAGAUAAUUCUCCUGUAGCAUUUUUCACUUCAGGCAUCUAAGAAGUGAAUUUAAGAAGAGUUAGGUAAAUUAAGGGAUUGAGUGAUAGUCUGGGAUUUAAGCAUUAAGCCUGUGUUUUCUUGUUGCAGUUUUAAAUCAAGAGCUUUAAUGCUAGCUGAAUCCAUUGUCUUGGAGUGAAGUUUCUUGUAGCCAUUAAAAUAAGUGAUUUAGAAGUUCCUGCAAUAUGAAUACUAUAUUCGAGCUAUAUUAUUAUCUGUUAGACUACAGUGGCCUGUUGGAGUUUUUAUAAACAGAUUGUAAUGUGUAAAUUUCUGUUCAGGGACAUUUUAAAAACAAAACUAUUUACCCAAUUGCCCAGCAUAUCUCAGGUGAAUGUGUAUUCAGGGACUUUUAAGCAAAUUAAUAUCUGAUGUAAAAAUAUAACGUGCAGAGUUGUAUACUUAAUAAUGCACACUGGAAUAGUCUAGAGUAGAUCUGUUAGGCUGAGUGUUAGGAAAUACGAUAGUGAUAAGAUUUAAGCUUUUGCCUUACAUAUGUGGUGGUUGUCUUUCAGAUCUGUGCAUGCUGGAUGCUUAAAUAUGGUUCUGCUCUUAAGAUGAUACAAUGAAGUUUCUUCUAGUGUAGAGUCCAAGCGAGCACUGCAAAGAAAUAGAUACUUUUUUCCCCCCUUAGGAUCAGACGCCAUUCAAGAUUCAAAAGGAGAAUGAGGAAGAUGAUGAUGAGAAAACUUUCAUUCCAAAUCAAACUUAAGACCAUUUAAAGGCAUUAAAAGUUUUGAGUGGAGUGGUGAGUUAGGUGGUGAAUGUGUUAGGGGACGUGAGUUUUGCCUUCUCCCUGAGAAAGCCAGCAGCAUGAAAAGUCCAAUAUAGUUCCAUAUUCAAGUGAUAAAACCAGACGUUGGCAAAUUAAUCUCUCUUAUUCACAGUGUAGGUUGUUAAUUGUUCUCUCUGCUGGCUGUCGAUAUAAUGUGAAAUUUUCAUUCCCCAUUCAAGAUGGAAAAAGUUGUGGCUGAAAAUGUUAACAUUUGCAUUUUUAUUUGUUGAUUUAUUUAAAGGACAGCCUCUCUUACAGCAAUCCAUCACUCAGUGACACCCCAAAUAUGAAUAAUGUAUUGUAGACUUGUGGUUACAAUAUGUAAUAAGUGCCAGAGACGGCAGAAGAAUGUUAACUAUGUUGCAAAUGUAAUAUUUAUCGACUCAUAGUUUAUUGCUUUUGAGGUUCAAUAAUACUGACCAUAGGACAUUAAUAUCACUUAUCUUGAUUUUAGUUGGGCACCUCUGUAUGUAGAAAUAAACCAUCUAUCUCAUACUUACAAAAUAAAUGUGAAUUUUACAGUGCUUUGUAAGAAGUGCAUUGUAGAUUUCUUUGCUUAGUGCUCACAAUUCUCCUUUUCUGCCUUCUCAUUUGCUUGUGUCUG